GAGAGAACGACUCACGACACAUGUGGUAACGCGACUCCAUUUCUUUUCUCCAUCGUAGAAGAAGACUACGCGGUUUAAACCAUGUCUGACGCCGAAAAUGAUGAUGUUCCCUCGGCAAUGGCCGGAAGUACCAUGGACGUAAACCAAGCGCUCCAAGAAGUCUUGAAAAACGCUUUGAUCCACGAUGGAGUAGUUCAUGGUCUCCAUGAAGCAGCGAAAUCCCUUGACAAGAGGCAAGCAAUGCUGUGUAUCCUGGCCGAGAACUGCGACGAGCCAAUGUACAAAAAACUUGUCCAGGCUCUCUGCAACGAGCACCAGAUCCCCCUUAUCAAGGUCGACAACAACAAGAAGCUCGGCGAGUGGGCCGGUCUCUGCAAAAUCGACAGUGCGGGAAAAGCACGAAAAGUUGUUGGCUGCUCUUGCGUCGUCAUCAAGGACUUUGGUGAUGAAACCCCAGCAAAGGAUGUCCUUAUGGAGUAUUUAAAACAGAAUAGUGUCCAUUAAACUAUUUUAAAUAAAUAAUGAUAUAAAAUAUAAUUAA
This is a messenger RNA of Microplitis demolitor, 541 nucleotides long. RefSeq names its product 40S ribosomal protein S12 (gene RpS12). The coding region runs from base 82 to 504 and encodes 140 amino acids. The record is from RefSeq and is a predicted model, not a curated record. The transcript is spliced from 5 exons. Gene Ontology annotation, molecular function: structural constituent of ribosome. Lineage: Eukaryota; Metazoa; Arthropoda; Insecta; Hymenoptera; Braconidae. Gene Ontology annotation, biological process: translation. Gene Ontology annotation, cellular component: cytosolic small ribosomal subunit; ribosome.